AUGCCUCGUUUAAUCGAACUUGAUCUUUCAUUCAAUACAAUCGAUCAUUUGGCUGAAGAUGCAUUUUCAAAAUGUCCCAAAUUACGUCAACUUGAUUUGUCUGGCAAUUAUUUAACAAAUUUCAAUGGAGCACUUCAAGAGUUACAAAAUCUUAAACGUCUCAAUUCAAGUUUUAAUAUGAUUCAAUUGCUACAAUGGGAUGAAUUUCCAGUAACAAUGACACAUCUUGAAAUGAAUAAUAAUCAAAUUACCCUACUAAGUAGUACCCAACGAUCUAGGAUACGUCAUGUACAGUUACAACGAAAUCGUAUAAUGGCUUUAACAGAUGAGCAAAUUCCGAAUACAGUGGAAUAUUUAAAUCUAAGUGAUAAUUUAAUUCAUACAAUUGAUAAUGGUACAUUUCGAAAUAAACAAUUUCUAAGCAGUUUGGAUUUACGAAAAAAUCAAUUAACAAAAUUAGAAAUAGCAGCAUUUAUGGUAGAUAGUUUAACAACUGGUCAUCCAGUAAGACUAUCUAUAGCUGAUAAUCCAUUAGACUGUAGCUGUGAAAUGGAUUGGAUUCGUAACAAUAAAGAUGAGAAAUCGCUUAUUGAUAUUAUUGAUGAUAAUCGUGCUGUUUGCUUACAUCGAAUUUAUAAUCGACGUAUUUUAUUAUCGGAAGUUAGGAAGGAUGAUUUACUCUGUAGCUAUAAACAAGUCUGUGAGCCAAAUUGCAUUUGCUGUCAGUAUGGUAAUUGUGAUUGCAAAUCAAAAUGUCCUGAUGGUUGUCACUGUUAUUAUGAUGUCACAUAUACCAUAAAUAUUGUACGCUGUACAGCAUUACAAUCGGAAGAUCGUAAUAACUUUUCACCAAAAGAUAUACCAAUGUAUGCUACACAUAUUUAUUUGGAACAUAUGGAAAUUCCUGUGGUACGAAGUCAUGAUUUCCUGGGACGUACACGCCUUUUGCACCUUCAUCUUAAUCACUCAUCAAUACGGGAAAUACAACCUUUAGCAUUUAAUACAUUACCAUCAUUACAGUUAUUAGAUCUCUCUGGAAAUUAUUUGAUACGAUUGACUGGUGAUGAACUAUAUCGAACGAAUAAAAUAACAACCUUAUUGCUUCAUAACAAUCAUUUAAUGUCACUUGAUGAUCGGCUCAAUGAAGUGAUGCCAAAACUAAAAACUAUUACUUUACAUAAUAACAGAUUACAGGAUUUACCUCUAUCCAUCGAACAAUAUGGUAAACAGAUUACGGAUAUCACGCUAGGCUCUAAUUUCUUUCGUUGUGAUUGCUCGCCACGUUUUCGUAUACAAUUUUGGUUUUCACGUAAUUUAGAUUUGAUACAUGACGUAUCAGAUAUUUUUUGCGUUGAAAAUAUUAGUCAUGCAAUUCGUGAGAAUGAUACAACAAUUCUUAGUGCUUAUUCACCAAAUUUUGGCGAUGAUAUCUUUAAAAUACCAAUGGCACAAUUUAUUGCUACUGCUAAUACGACAAUUUGUGCACCUACCGCAAGCGGUGUUUUUGGUAACGAAGGGACAACAAAUUCAUUCCUUAUCAUUACAGUACUGUUUGCUGUAGCAUUAAUAACAACCGGUUUGGUACUUCUGGUUGUGUUGUUUCUUCGAAAGACAAAAUCAGCAAUAGUACAACGAAGGUAUAAGGUACCACCAUCAUUUACCGGUACACAUACUACACCUGGUUCCAGUCCAUUACCACUGAUCCAUUUCGAUGCUUUCAUUAGUUAUUCCAAAAAAGAUGAAAAACUUAUCAUCGAUACCCUAUACAGGCAACUCGAAUCUGAAGAGUAUAUUUUAUGCCUGUUACAUCGAGAUGGUCCAAAUUAUAGUUCGCGGGUACAUACAAUAUCUGAUGAACUUAUCAAUCAAAUGGAAUGUGCUCAAUCCCUUAUACUUGUUCUAACUCAACAUUUCUUAGAUAACGAAUGGAAAACAUUACAGAUUAAAACAUCUCAUCAAAUUUUUGCUAAAAAUCGUCAUAAAAAAUUAAUUGCAUUACUUGGUGAUGGUAUUGAAGCUAAUCAAUUGGAUGCUGAAUUAGGUCAAAUUUUACGGAAAAAUACGUGUAUACGAAUGAAUGAUCCGUUAUUCUGGAAUCUAUUACAUUCAGCUUUACCCAUUCGAAUAGCACCGUCAUCCUGUAGCGGUGGCUCAUCACAGAUUUAUUCCGAUUGUUACGGUAGUAUUGUGCCUAGUGAUAUUGUUUAA
Messenger RNA from Brugia pahangi, 2208 nucleotides. The record is from the annotation of a GenBank genome assembly. Lineage: Eukaryota; Metazoa; Nematoda; Chromadorea; Rhabditida; Onchocercidae.